Messenger RNA from Scleropages formosus (Asian bonytongue), 5215 nucleotides. Its product is annotated as tensin-2-like. Gene Ontology annotation, molecular function: protein binding; protein tyrosine phosphatase activity. The record is from RefSeq and is a predicted model, not a curated record. Gene Ontology annotation, cellular component: focal adhesion. The transcript has 22 exons. The coding region runs from base 28 to 4314 and encodes 1428 amino acids. Gene Ontology annotation, biological process: peptidyl-tyrosine dephosphorylation. NCBI's taxonomy places the organism in Eukaryota, Metazoa, Chordata, Actinopteri, Osteoglossiformes, Osteoglossidae.
AGCGCGGAUCUGGUGAUAGACACGGUGAUGGAGAGGCGCUAUGACUUUGACCUGACCUACGUCACAGAGAAGAUCAUUUCUGUUUUCUUCCCCGCCGUGCUGGAGGAGGAACGCUACCGGGCCAACCUGAAGGAAGUGUCUGCCAUGCUCAAGUCGAAGCACCAGGACAAGUUUCAGCUUUUUAACCUGUCCGAAAAGCGUCACGAUAUCAUCCGCCUAAAUCCAAAGGUCAGUGACUUUGGGUGGCCUGACCUUCAUGCUCCACACCUUGACAAAAUCAGUGCCAUCUGCAGAGCUAUGGAGACCUGGUUGACCUCUGACCCCCAGCAUGUGGUUGUCUUGCACUGCAAGGGGCACAGAGGCAAAACUGAAGUCAUCGUCUCUGCCUACAUGCACUACAGUGAGGUCUGCGCAGGGGCUGACCGGAUUCUCAGCACGCUGGCCAUGAAAAGGUUCUGUGAGGAUAAGGUUUUGUCAUCUCUCCAUCCCUCCCAAAACAGGUACAUAUCCUACUUCAGAGGGCUCCUCUCUGGGGCCAUCAAGAUGAGCAGAAGCCCACUUUUCCUGCACCAGGUUCUUAUCCCCAACCUACCCAACUUCCAGGCAGGCAGAGGUUACUUUCCCUUCUUGAGGAUCUACCAGUCCAUGCAGCUGGUCUACACCUCAGGGGUCUAUAACCCACAGGGCUCCAGUACCAGGAGGUUGUGUAUUGCCAUUGAACCUGCUCUGCUGUUGAAGGGAGAGGUCAUGGUGAAAUGCUACCAUUGGCGAGCCCAUGGGAGAGAAAGAGACGCGGUAUUUCGACUGCAGUUCCACACAGGCACCGUCCAAGGGGCUCGACUGUGGUUCAGCAAAGAGGAACUAGACGAAGCCUGCAAUGAUGAAAAGUUUCCCGCAGAUGCCAAAGUAGAGUUUGUCUUUUCUUCUGGAUCAGAAAAAAUCAAAGGCUGUGAUUACAGUGGCAAGAGCCAUGAAGUGAUGGUGGAAUGCGCCAGCACCGAUCCCCUGCUGCGCUGGGACUCCUAUGAGAACUUCAAUCUUCGACAUCAAGACAGUACAGAAGAUAUCACCCAUACGCCCGGGCCCCUUGAUGGCAGCUUGUAUGCCCAGGUCAAAAAGCGCCAUGGACCAGGUUCCAACACCCUCAUCUCCACAAAUGACAGCCCAGCUGGCCGAGCAGAGAAGAGGCACGGCUCACCUGUACACAUCAACUCCACUACGAGAUACCUGUCGGCUCCCACUGAGCACUCUAGGUAUCCUCCGCGGUUUUCGAGAUGGCAGAAGAGGGAAGAACUGCAUCGUCAUUUAGUGGAAUUCAGUGGUAUGAGGGCAGAAGGAGAUGGAGAGAUGGGCUUCAUGGACACCAGACAUCCUGCUCCCGUAGAACACCCGGGGAAAGGCAGAGCUGGCCCUUGGUCUCUGUGCUGUGGAGAACCUACCUGCAUGGCAUCUAUGCCACAGUCAAAUGGAUAUUGUCCAGACCGGUCUUAUAACUUUAAUACCCGUCCUACACCACCCAUCUCCCCACACUCUCGCCCAGCAACUUCUCCAGAACCAAUGGUCAUGUGUCAGCACCGUAACACCCACUCUCACCAUUCCCUACCAUGGAAUCUGCAGUGCUACAGUUCUGAAAGUUCUCCCCAGUACUCAUGUUCAUGCCAAACCCAGGGUGUUUCAUUACCUUCCCAUGCUUACACACUUCCUCCUUCCAGCAGGCUGCCCUGCAGGGAUGAGGAAUUUGCACAGGUCCACCAAUCUUCCAACCUACACCAGCUUUGCUUGCAUAGAUCGCAGACUCCCAACGUUUGUCGUGAAAUGUUGCUUAAUGGCCGAGUCUCCCCAGGGCGUUGCUGCCAAAGAGAAGAUUUAUCCGUGCCCGUCAGCACCUUCCACGCACUCCGAAUUGGCCAAGGAGAUCCUGAGGAUUUUCGCUGGGCCAAAGAGGUAGCCACAGUGCAAAGUUCUGACCUGGAUGCAGAGCUACGCAGAGAGACAGAUGUGUCCUGGAAUAGAGAAGGAGCGCAAAAUCAAGAGGACGAGUUAACGUUGCACAGUGGCACGGUAGUCCACUGGGAGAAAGAAGAGGGAGGGUCUCAAUGGGAGAAAGAUUCAGAGUUCUGCCAUAGAAAUAACAGACGUAGCCCCUAUAUGGCACAUGUAUCUUCGUUUGACUCCCAGUCCUGUCCUCCUCCCGUUUGCACUGAACCCUCUCUUAGCCAGUCCCACAGCAGCUCCCACUCCAACCUGGAUCUGAAGACCAGUAGCAGCAGUGGCUAUCAAACCCCGCAACGGCCCUGCUCCUGCUCGACUGAUCAGCCAUCUCUAUCAGAAAGCCGUGGUUAUGCCUCUGGGUACCAGUCAGGAUCUACUUCCCCUCUGCCUACACGUGGCGAAGAUUCCGUAACUUCCCUCUGUAGCAGCAGCACACAUGACUGCUUUGCUCCAGUUGCACCAGUCACAGGCCACUGUCUACAAGGUCCUUCACAUAGCAAGUCUGUGCAUCUCUCUGAGAGUGUUGUGGACACUGUGGCUUGCCAUCACCAAGUUUCCCAAAUCUCUCAGAAAGCGGAGUCCCUAGAUGCCAACAUUACCUGCUCUGCACCUUCAGAGGUCUCUAGGUCACCCGGUUCUUCAAACAUUCAGAGCCCCUGCCCUGGGGAGACGGAAUUCUUUGUGACAGAAGUUCGGGCCGUCCCGGCACGUGCUGCGUGCUUCCAGCCGCAGGAAUCUGAGCAUAAGAACGUGUCCCUGAGCCACAGCGACUCUCAAUGCAUAACCAUCACAUGUACUGCAUCCCCCAUAAAUACCAGGAGCCCAGAACCCACAAGUCACCCCGAAGAGUCCACAUUCCGGCAGCCCUCUGGCUUCUCCUCCAGCCCCAGUCCUGAGCCAACUUGUUCAGGUUUGGAAUCGGUUAAAGUACAGCCCAGCAGCAGUCUUUCUGGGCAUGGAGACCUUGACACCUGGAGCAGUACGAGAGGGUCUUCAAGCUGUAGCUCCACACCACAGCCUUCCCCUUCUUUCUCUCAACCCCCUCAAGGCAGUCAAAGAUGCCACCCUCCACCAUGCUCCCCUUCAAUGGCACAGAAACUUGGGGCAGAAAGCUCAGGGCAUCACCCACCUCACGCUAAUGUAGAUGACCACAGCAGCCAUCGUAUACCCCAGUCCUGCAAUGGUUCCUCCACACCUUCUUUCCCCAUGUCUACAAAGUAUUACCCCCUUAGCAUCCCGCUACUGCCAUAUACAGGGUAUACUGCUGUUACCAUCCCCUCACCCCAGCCUGCGCUUCCUGAAAAGCAACGCAUAUAUGGUACCGACGCUACUCACAGGCCGGGCUCUGGACCCUCAGGCAACAAGCAGUCGCUGUGCCCCAAGCCUCAGCACGUGAUGCCUCCCUCUUUCAGAGAAUUACCAUCUCUCACAAAGUCAGAUGAUGGAUCCCUCCCUCUGGCAGAGGAGGUACAGAACCGUGUCAAGUUUGUCCAGGACCGAUCUCAGUUUUGGUAUAAGCCUGACAUCUCGAGGGACCAAGCUGUCGCUGCGUUGAAGGGGAAGGAACCGGGGGCCUUCCUGAUUCGAGACAGCAGUUCAUUUCAGGGAGCGUAUGGUUUGGCGCUGAAAGUUGCCGUGCUUCCUCUCAACGCCGCCAUCCACAGCAGUAAAGGCGACCCUCAGGAGCAACUGGUGCGACACUUCCUUAUCGAAAAGGGCCCACGGGGGGUGAAGAUCAGGGGUUGCCCAAUUGAGCCCCAUUUCGGGAGCCUGUCGGCUCUGGUCCAUCAGCACUCCAUCACGCCCGUUUCCCUGCCGUGCACGCUGCGCCUCCCCGAGUCCGAUCCAGUCAGAGAGCUACAGGCUGCCAGCAGCACAAGCACAGCAGCAGACCUGCUCAAACAGGGCGCAGCUUGCAACGUGCUCUACCUGAACUCAGUGGAGACAGAAUCGCUGACGGGACCCAAGGCUGUCGCCAAAGCCGCCGGUGUCGCCCUGUCCGGAGAUCUGCAUCCCGGCGCUACAGUUGUGCAUUUCAAGGUGUCUGCCCAGGGUAUUACUCUAACCGACAACGAGCGCAGGCUGUUUUUCAGGAGACAUUACCCUGUCAGCACUGUGAUUUUCAGCAGUGUUGACCCCCAGGAGAGGAGGUGGACCAACUCUGACAGUACACCAACUAAGAUAUUUGGCUUUGUGGCUAAGAAACCUGGCAGCGUGUCUGAUAACAUCUGCCACCUGUUUGCGGAGCUGGACCCUGAGCAGCCUGCCACUGCCAUCGUCAACUUUAUCAACAAGGUGCUGCUGAGGCUUCAGGGCACAUGAUGAAGGACAAGGAAAGGAAAGGAGACGAGGCACAAAGGACAGAGUCAAGGAAGCCUGCAAAGUGCGAAAGAUUAGGGCCUUAAUGGGAGACCAUGUCACAUGGAUUAUGGUUUGCAUUUUAUAACAAACUGUCUCAUAGCGAAAGAUUGUGUAACACCCCAGUUUUAGUUUUAUUCUUCAAUUUUUUUAAAUAACAUUAUCAUGCAUGACAUAAGCAAGUCCAGAAAAUGGAUGAAUGGAUGGAUGGAUGUCUUGUAAUUCUCUGCUUUCUGUGUUCAUACCAAAUAUCUGUUUGCUAAUAACACAGAUAAGUAGGUUUUUUUGUACAUGAGUUUUUUUGAUGACACAUUAUCAACAAAUUAUGCAUGCUGAAGGACCAUAACCUGUACUGUUUUCGCUAUACACAUUAAACACCAAAGUGGUCAAAUUGAAAAAUACAGCACCCGAACAUUUGUGUUUAAAUUAAAGAAACUUCCCUUUAAAAUAUGGAAAUGUAAUGAUUAGCUUCCUUCACCAGGGAUACUGUAAAUAUCAUCAAAUGCAUUUGAAGGUAACUGUUAAUACUAAUGGGUAUUUCUUCCAGCAAUACACACAGCACAAUGUAUGAUGCACAACACCAUUUAAGUAACCCAUUCAGUCAAGUGGUGGUGUGCAUGGUUUGGGCAAACAUCUACACAGCAUUGUGACCACAAGGGUUCUAACUGGCAAACCCUUGUCUAGGGAUGGGAGUCUAAUGACAAGGGCUGAAAUACUGUGGUUUUUAAAAAAUGUUUCCUUUCUUCCUUUUCAUUUGUAGACUUGUAGGGCUGGACUAGAAUUUUAGUUUUUAAUGUGCACUCAGAAAUGUUCAGUUUAGCUAAAACUUUCAAAGUGCUUUGUUUUUAAGAACAGAACAAAGGGU